UUUCUGGAGAGCGACGUAUGACUUCAAUUCACUGUCGGAUGCCGUUCCACACGAUAUGCUGCGCCUUUUACCUCACAUGGGGCAAAGGAUAUGUGAAAUCCAACUGGACUCCCCAGAGAUGAAAGAUUUUAUCCGGUCGGCGCCUAGUUUUGACGUCGUUAUUGUCGAGCGACUAAUGUACCAGUGCUACUACGGCCUCGUACACAAGGUGGGAUCACCACCACUCAUAGGCUUUGUCUCGCUUACUGCGCCCGGUCCGCUGCACGUAAUGCAAGGAAAUCCCAACAACCCCGCCUAUUGUCCUGAUAUGUCACUCCCCUACAACGACCACAUGUCGUUCUGGGAAAGAAUGUACAACGCAUACAUAAUGGGCCUCUUUCUACACUCAUGGAACUAUGUAAUUAUGCCAGAUCAAGAGCGGAUAAUGAGGAAAUAUUUUGGCCCUGACGCUCCAUCUGUGUACGAAAUGGAACGAAACUGCAGCCUCCUUCUUAUAACUAAUCAUUACAGCAUGAAUUACCCACGGCCGCUGCUUCCCAACAUGGUAGAGCUGACAGGACUACAUCUUGAGAAACAGCGACGGCCUCUGCCCAAGGAUAUCCAGAAGUUUCUCGACGAAGCGGAGGACGGCGUGAUAUACUUCAGCCUGGGCAGCAACGUAAGAGGGAGCGCGAUACCGGAGGAGAAGCGACUGGCGUUCCUGGAGGCUUUCGCACAGCUGCCGCAGCGCGUCCUCUGGAAGUGGGAGGCGGGCAGCAUGCCCGGUCAGCCGGACAACGUCAUGACGGCCAAGUGGUGGCCCCAACAGGACGUCCUGGCACAUAAGAAUAUGCGGCUGUUCAUCACGCAAGGCGGACUGCAGAGCGUGAACGAAGCAGGCUACUUUGGUGUGCCGAUGAUCGCAAUUCCGUUCAUGGGAGACCAGAAGCACAAUGUGGCCAAGAUUGUGCAAGCUGGCAUAGGAUACCGCCUGAUGUUCAAGGAUGUCACCGUAGAAUCGGUACUGAAGGCCGUGCGCACCGUUCUUGGCGAUAAAAGACUUGAACGGUCUCCAUUGUGGGGAAGAAUAUCUCGAAACCAUGAACAGACGUGGUCUGCUACGAACUGCUGCUCCAUACCACGCCGUCUACAGGAUUAUCGGCCUCACCCCCUUUACAGUGGACGCUACAGAUUGCUGUCUGCGGCGAUCACCUUGCACUGUAGCGUACGCCGCAAUCAUUCUUGUCCUGUGUUUGGCUGCAUCAGUAAAUGUGGUACACUUCUUGACCGUCGGUCAAGAGCACAUUUCUGCCCUUAGGUUCUUGUGGCUAACAGGGACAGCGAUAGCAGCUUGUCUGAUGGCCGUUGUACCUGUAGCUACAGAUCUCUUCUUUAAUACCAGCAGAUACCAGAGAAUACUCAGCCUGUUGUCUUAUCGAGACACUGAAAUUUUGGAAUUAAAGCACUCGUCUAAUAAACGCGUGACAUUUGGCUGCAAACCUCUAUACGUAACUUCGUUUGUUCCCUUUCUGUGCAUUGUAGUGAGGAAUGUAUUGCAGAAAAGAGGUCUUUACAUUACAGCUUCUAUGUUUCUUAUGCAAGGUGUCAUGCUGGCUGCAGUCUCAAAGUACAUUAUACUAGUUAUGCUGGUGACGAAUGACCUGCGAUGCCUGGAGGGGACGCUGAGGGCAGUGAAGCGGCCGCUUCCAGGCGCGGCUCACUUCCGCGCUCUGCGCAGAGUCUACAGGGCGGUGUGCGGCGCCUCCCAGGAGGUGCUGGCGGCCCACGAGUGCUUCCUGGCGGUGUUCACAGGCACACUGCUGGUCUCCACGUCGUGGCACACCGUCUGCUUCCUGCUGUGCUCUGGCCACCAGCUGCAGCAGGUCGUUUUCCUCGUGUGGCACACGUCGCUGUUGCUCUCAGUGUUGGUGUCUUCACACGCACUCUACGAGGCGCAGGCGUCGAUCGCCGCCACGGUGUGCAGGCGUCUGAAAGACGUCCGCACCGCCAGCCCGGAUGCAAAGGAGCUUCGCCACUUCUUGUUACUGGUACGGAGUCUCCGUCCGGCGCACCGCAUCUUCGGAGCGAUCCCUCUGGACUUAAGGCUGGUAGCCGCCUUCCUGUCAACGUACACAACAUACACAGUUAUUCUAAUGACUUUUUAACAUUGUUUCAGUUUCACCAACUGUACUGUUACGGCCCAGAGAAGAAACAGUGAAGUACUUUGACCACAGUAUAGUCUACAAACGUAUGGCCCCAGAGUUAGAGGCAUAAAUAAAACCUUCUUGUAUUUCAAGCCACAUCAAGGAUUAAAGAGCUCUACGAAAUUUAAA
This is a messenger RNA of Schistocerca piceifrons (Central American locust), 2312 nucleotides long. RefSeq names its product UDP-glycosyltransferase UGT5-like. Gene Ontology annotation, molecular function: UDP-glycosyltransferase activity. NCBI's taxonomy places the organism in Eukaryota, Metazoa, Arthropoda, Insecta, Orthoptera, Acrididae. Bases 56 to 1297 code for a protein of 413 amino acids. The record is from RefSeq and is a predicted model, not a curated record. The transcript has 5 exons.